Arthroderma uncinatum is the source of this 1278-nucleotide messenger RNA. RefSeq names its product tRNA (adenine-N(1)-)-methyltransferase. Lineage: Eukaryota; Fungi; Ascomycota; Eurotiomycetes; Onygenales; Arthrodermataceae. Gene Ontology annotation, cellular component: tRNA (m1A) methyltransferase complex. The record is from RefSeq and is a predicted model, not a curated record. Gene Ontology annotation, biological process: tRNA methylation. The coding region runs from base 1 to 1278 and encodes 425 amino acids. The transcript has 3 exons.
AUGCUGGGACAUUUCAAGGUAGAGAAUACGGCCUUUGAGGGUUAUGACCAGCCAUAUGCUUACUUACUGUCUAAAGAGGGCGAUAGGGUAAUAUUAACCACAACCAAGGCCUCGUCGUUGACCAAGCCUCUCGCGAAAGACAGCAAAACAGAUGUGCGCGGCGGAUAUAUUGAGCACAACAACAUUAUCGGGAAAAGUGCGAGAGACGUUGUACAAACACAUAAUGCUCGUGCCAGUUUUCGGAUAACACAGCCUACCCUCGAAGAAUACGUUUCUCUCACUCCACGACUCGUCACUCCGAUAUAUGCUCCAGAUGCAAGCCUCAUAGUCUCGCUUCUGGACAUCCACACGCCUCCACCGAACGAAAAACCGAAUGAAGAACCGCUAGAGAUUCUUGAAGCUGGCACAGGCCAUGGAUCUUUAACGUUGCAUCUUGCAAGAGCUAUAAAUGGAGCAAAUACAUACCCGCCACCUAUCCCCGAAGCCACCCAACGAACGAUUCUUGAUACCGAUGGCCACACGCCCAAUGCGCCUGAAAGGACCGAGGUUGAAGAAACAAAACAAAAGGAUUGGGACGCAUGGCGUGCUAAGCGCAAUGCAAUUCUCCACACUGUGGAAAUAUCUCCCAAAGUCUCAUCGCACGCUGAAAAAGUUGUGCGUGGCUUUAGACGGGGAAUGUACACCGGCAGUGUGGAUUUCCACGUAUCCAGCGCGGAAAAGUGGAUUCAACACCAAAUCGAAACCCGAACCGCGAAGCUACCUCCUUCAGAAGAAUUAAAGCCCUUUUUAUCCUACGCCAUACUAGACAUGCCGUCGGUAGAAACUCGCAUUCCCGAGGUUGCACGCGUUCUUAAACCGGACGGCGUACUGGCCGUGUUCGUUCCAAGUAUCACUCAAAUAGGCGAUUGUUUUCAGAUGAUUCGGGAUCAAAAGCUACCGUUUAUCUUUACAAAGGCCGUUGAACUGGGUACGGGGAUUAGCGGCGGGAGACUAUGGGAUAUUCGUGCAGCGGUUGUUAGGGCUAGCGUGAAGCCUACCGCUUCCCAGGACGAAACCGAGGCGUCGUCCACCAAAGAGGAUGAAGAGUCGAUAGACUCGUCCCUUGAUGAAUCUGAUUCAACCCUGGCUAAUGAAGACCAAACCACCAUGCACUCGAAGGAGAGCGCUGAGCCGGAGGAGCCUCAGGCCGUGAAGCAUGUAAUGGUCUGUCGGCCCAAAGUGGGAGAAAGAGUAGUGGGUGGUGGCUUUGUUGGCAUAUGGAGGAUGGGGAGAGUUUAA